Molecule: messenger RNA, 8342 nt
Organism: Amoebophrya sp. A25
Lineage: Eukaryota; Dinophyceae; Syndiniales; Amoebophryaceae
Source: the annotation of a GenBank genome assembly
AGGGGUAUUUUAAUAUAUCGGAGAGCAUUUAAGCGAGUCAAUCUGGUUUUUCCCUGUGUUUACGGUGUUUUGGAGUAUUCAUACACCAAGCAAUACUUGGAAAAAGUAUUAACCUCGUCUCUUUUGUUGCUGCUAUUGGUACUAAAGUGUAACAGUUUUGGUGCAAAAUUGUAAGUGCAGAUUGGAUUAUUUGUUUGAGUCUGUACUAAUGUUGAAGUCGACGUUCAGUUCAAUGGUUGAUUUCUAGCACUGAAAUUGAUCAUGUGGAGACAAAAUCCGAAUCGUUUUAUGUAGCUCCAACAUAGCUCCAAUUCAAAUUCUCAUGUUCAGCUUAACUUAUACAACUAGAAGUACUAUCAUUCAAUUCAGCUGGUGUAUAAUUACUAGAUCUUGGUCUGCUCCUCCGUAGUCUUCUAGCAUUCGACCAACCAUGACCAUUUUCCUCAUCAUUUUCGAGUAUUUCUUGAAAGGUGGAGGACAAUCAGAGGAGGCUUCUGCAGUAGAGAGUGAGUUGCUACCAGUAGUGAAUAUUUUCGCUGCCCGUCUCUUUUUUAUUGCGUAUUCCCUCCAUGUUUUGCUCUGUUUCUUUGUUUUUGUCGGGAGAUUGUAUGCUCGAAGUAGACGAUUGAGGCAACUUGUAAUAGCAAAUGGCGGAGGUGCAGCUGGAGACCGAACUACUUACGGCUUCAUUUCCUUUCCUUAUAGACCAUCUAAAAUCGAUUUUGAGAUGAAGCAGCCGCAUCUUGAAGCUGCUGUCCUCCUCGGGCUUGAUAGAGUCGUUUAGAUGAGAAUAAAUAGCACCAAGAUGCAUCUGCUCAAGAUGGAUAUUCGUUUCCUACUCUAACAAAUGCAAGAGCUAAACUUCUACCUUAAUCGGCAGAGUCCUGCUACCCAGGCAGCUCCAGGAGCUGUCGAUCAGGCUACUUUGAUGGCGGAGUUGGACCUCACGGUUUCGAUAGUGACCAUCGUAGCCUGCGUUUCUUCUAUCAUUGCCUCCCUAGUGUCGCCAGUCCUUGGCGUCAUUGGCUGCCUCUGCGGCUGUCUUUUGUCGCUCAUUCGUAUCGAGACGGUCGCGCAGUUCGUUCUCGACCUUGUUUUGUGCAGGAAACGGGUAACGCUCGCAGUUUACUCGGGCAGGAACAAUAGCGGAGAAGGGGGACCCGGGAGAUCCUUAUUGGACAUGUCGUUUUUCCGUAACACGACCGGUUCAUCCGCUCGUGGCGUUCGAGGUGAGGGCGAGGCCACAGGGCCGCGUGCCGCUCGUCGCGGACGCGAGUUGCACGACGACAGACGAGAUGCCACCUCCGACUCGUUCGCUAAACGCCGUCGUCGUCUCCAACUACCUAGUUCUCAAGAUGAUCCUGCGUCGUGGGAAGAAGCGGGUGCAGAUGUCGCUAGUCCAGGAGGAAGGGAGCCGUCCGAAACUGAGCAACGGCGUUUUCAAAUGUCGCAACUAGCUGUGCUCAAAGCGACUUUUUGUCACCUAGAGAAGAUGCCUGCUUCUGCUUCAUCCGACAAGAACUGCUCAAGCGCAUCGACGAUGCCCAACACUUCUACGGUGAUGAACAAUUAUAGCCAAGAUCUUGCAUUGCAAGUUCAUCAAGCAUGCGAACAAAGCGUAGAGGUUCCAAGCGACGUGUUGAUACAGAACGUUAUCUGCGCGUUUCUGGCUGUUGAAGACGUUGUGGCCUUAGGCUGUACAUGCAAGUCUCUGCAGAAAGGAGUGCUGCAAAAUCGCGAUGUCUGGCUUGGGUUACUCCACCGUGACUUUCACGACCAGGGAGACCAAUGCCUCUACAACUACGGACGAAGUAACCUGAUUCAUGGGUGUUGUGGUAUGUCGAGGAGACUUUUAGCUGGAGAUGAAAAUGAAUUAGAUGGAGUAGAGCAGUUGGGAUCGAACUACACUUGUUUCAACAAAGCUGGGACGAAGUCUAGUUCGGCAUUAUGCUUGUACCUGCCACAGGAUCAAGCAGCGUCUUUGAUUAUCGAGCCUUUUGCCGAAGGUGAAAAUCGUGAAGAUCAUGCUGAUGCUGAUGGCAAGCCUGGUACCAAAGUCGUUGAACAACCGCGAAAGCCAGCCUCCGGUGCCUGGAACAGCGUGCAAGAAUUGCAAGAAGUUCGUGCUUUGCUUGAUCCCUUCGAGCCGGUCCUCUUAGGCCGCGAGCGCGCGGAAAUUCUAGCCCCAGACGAGGACGAAGGAGAGCCAGCCUUUCCCGAGAGCGAGUCCGGCGACGAAGAACUGGAUGUAGACGAUGAGCGGCUGCGUGCUAUCCGUAAUUUCUUCCUGCGUUCGGAGGUGGAUAAUGACGAUGACGAAGACCGUCCACGCAUCGUGCAGCCCGUUGAUCUCCUCCAGUUUCUCAUUCGCUCCACGCGCGGAGGAGGAGGCGAUGGUCCGCCGAGAGCAAGGCAGCAGGAAGGGGAAACAACGGCUGCGGCUCGAACCAGUGCACCGGCUGCAGGCUCUGGCCGACUUUCGGGUAGUGCAGGCGACCAAUCGAGUGCCUCUGCUGCGCGUCAAGAGGAUAGCGAUAGCGAUGACAUGGCUGCUUUCGCGACGUACUUCGAUCCCAGUGGCGAGCGAUCAAUGAGUGACAACAACGACAGGAGCAGGAGGGCUCGAGGCAGUCAAAACAGGACAACUAGAACUAGCAACAGUCCUGCUCAACAAGUAGAAGCCAGAAGGGAAGAAGCUAGAAGGGAUGAAGCCCCUAGCCGAGGAGCCCAUAGUACCGAGAGUGGCAUCGAUCCCCUCGCGCGGCUAUCGUCAGGAUCCUCUUCUUCAGCGGUUGGUGGAGACUGGUUCUACAAUCUUGGAAACACUUCUCCAGCAGAUGCAGUAGAUGAUAUUUUUAUUGAGGCUUACACAAAUUCAUCCUGAAAGGCAUCUUUGGCACAUUUUGAAGGGGAAAAAAGGUCAAUGAUGUAAGUACUUCAGGAUGAAUAUUUGGAAGGUCUAAUUUUAACAAUCCACCCUCGAUGGUCCAAAUGCUAUCCUCCGACAACUACGGUGGUAGUCAGCUGGAUGUUGAGAAUGAACAAAUGACCGCAGCUGCUCGAGAGGUCAGAGGGGAAGGAGAACUUGUCCCUGCGGCCGCGGAGGAGAGUCAAGAUAGACAAGAGGGAAACGAGAGCGACCAUGAGAUAGAGCUUCGUCAGAUAAUGGAAACAUCAAAUGAGGGAAUCGAUUCAUCAAGCCAUGGCGAUAUCAAUGGAAAUGAAAACGUUGCUGACGAAAAUGAAGCUGGUGCUGGCCGUUCUGACGGACGUGGUAGCGUUUGUGCGGCUCCGGGCCUCAAGGCGAUUGGAGAAGCGACAAGUGCUGGCUCUGUCAUUCCGGCUACCUUCUCUGCGCAGAGUUCCACAAGCCUGGUGGCAGCAGCUUCGCCGGAGACGAGUGCAAUUCGCCCACCAGAGGCGAUUGUUUCGUCAUUUGAUUCAGUGCGGUUGCAGACUGAAAGUAGCUUCAAAAAAACUCCUGCUUCUAGUUCUAGCCUUACUGCACCCUGCCCGAAGAGUAAUCUCGAUGCAAAAAGAGGAGGUAAAAAGAACAAAGGCAAUCUGGAGAGGACGCCGAGUUCUAGCGACGUAGACAGCACGUUUAUCUUGUCCAGUGAGUCUCCUCCAAAAGACGUUUAUCAUGUCGUUGAGAGUGGUAUCGAACUGGGAGAAGAUUUUGAAAAUGCGAAUGAAAUACUGGACGCCAACAAGAACAGUGAUGGUAGCCCGGGAAACAACAGCAAAGGAGACGGACCCCACCAGGUGGAGGCGACCGAAAAAGCUCAAAACGGCAAAAAGAUAGAUGUUGCGCUUGUGGAGGCGCCUAAAAUUCCGGAAGUUGUGCGUAACAUUGAAGUCGAAGCCAAUUCGACCGGGUCCAACCAUCUCGGAGCUUCUUCAUCAUCGGAUUUUGCCGAGGUAAGCGAGGUUGUCAAAACCACCUCUCAGGAUGAAGAUGUUGAUGUUGAGUUUGAAGCGCGAUGUCGCGCCGAGUCUAAGCUUUUGCGGGAUAUCUACCUGCACAACGAGCGGAUAGACCGGAGCGAAAGGCUUUUUGUGCGGCAGGUUCGCAACCGCGGUUUUCGUGAGCGUGAGGGACACGUGAUGUUUUCGGCUUUGGGCGGUCGUCUCUUCGCGUGGUCCGGCUUCACGAACCAAAUGCCGCUAUUAGCCACAGAGCCGCUUGGGCGCUCGGUUCUGCCAUCUGCGUCGCUGGCCCUGCGCUGGAAGCCGGUGGAGACCAGCACAGUGCAAGCUUCUGCACCGACCCCGCGCAUGCACUACGGACACACCUGCGUCGUCCUCAAGGACAACGGUCGGGACGCCUGCGAAGUCCUUAUUUUCGGAGGCUUCCUAUCCGGCGGCUACCACAAUGCGAGUCCAGACUUUUUGUUGUUGAAAAUAUUCGGCGAACAAGUAGAAACGGAUGCCGUAGGUGUUGUCGCGAACGGGGUACAUCCGGAGCAGACGAUGAGGUAUUCCGAAGAACGCCAGCCCUUGUUAAGUUCUGGGUCCUCUGGGGACCAGGAGUCAUCGUCAUCUUCUUCUAGUCCAGUAGUUGUAGGUACUCCUUCAGGUCGAGACAGUGACCCACAGGAGGAACAAGGUGUCGAAGCGGAAACGGGGGAUGAUGCUCCACAAGAAGUAGAUCAUGCUUAUGGUGAAAGGGACGUCGAAGCAGAAACCACCAGCACCAGUGCAACUAAAGGAGAAGCAGGAAGAACUACAGAGCGCGAAGUAGAGAAGAAAAAAGCAGUCUGGAAGCUACGCUGUACAUGGGAGGUCAAGACACAAGAUGUUAUUUCUGUAGCCUCAAAUCGAGCAUUUCUUCCACGCGCAUACUCAGCUGCCGUCGCGCUACCGGAGGAUGGUGUGGGGUCGACAGUGCGGCAGAUUCUUGCUCAGCACUCUAGUAAGCGGGAAACCACACAGGGUCGUGGGGGUGGAUCUUCUGUGCCGAACAGUCCCCAGUCUCGGAGAGACAGUGGCAGUCCGGCCUCUCUCAAUAGUGCUCUUAGACAAUCCAGUCGACCUAGCAGUCCUCCAAACAACAUGGAAUCCAACAACAUGUACUCACCUUCGUCCGUUGUCCAGCAAGACCAGUCUUUAUUAUGUGAAAAACAACAGCAGAAUCCCAUGGUUAUGAUGUUCAGUGGUCUGACGGACAUGGGGGUCGAUGAAGUGGUAGCCUUUUUGUGCACCGAGACCUGGCGCCUGUAUGGACCAUUCAACCAAGGUAACGUUCUCGAGCUGGAACGAGCGGCCCAGGAUUGCAACCUGAAGAUGUGGCCAGGUAGUUUGCUCGCAAAAAAAUAUGGUUCGUCACCUCCACAGACACAGACACAACCAAGUAGUACUAGUUUAGCUUCACCACCCGCUAUUUUUACGGAAGAUCAUGCCACAAGCACAGCUGCUGAAACAGGAUUUUUUGAAAUAAAUGCCGCUCUUUUUCCCGACGGGAAGAGUGAAGCUCGGGACUGCGACACUGCCAGCAACGUUCUGACGACUAGUUGGAAUAUGAAGAGAAGUGAAGAUCAAGACCAAGAAGAGGACAGUACAAGUUCUAGCGGCGAAGACGAGGAAUUCUUGAGACCAUGGGAAUUUUCAGAUAUUACGGGUAGGCUAAAGGUGUUCCGCCCUACUUUUAUAGCGUUCGGUUUGCCUUUCUCACACGGGGGAAAGGCAUAACGAACGGGGUAAGCCAACACCAAAAUCCUACCUCUAAAGAUAGCCGCGUUUUCCGCUCACGUAAGCGCAGGCGUGUGGUUGUAACCCCGCGAACAAAGCAAGAAGGGGAAGCGUCUUGUUCGAAUAGAACCUCCUCCACUAGUAGAAGUAUAUUUGAAGAUGGCAUUCGUCCAAUGCAUGAUCCGACCAUGCCAAGAACUACAGAGGGCAAAAGAAAUGAGGCUACUACGAACGCUGCCACUGUUCAAGAUUUUACUUUGUCAGAGGAGCUGCAUCAAGGCAAUAACUCGAGUACAAACUUUGGCAUGUUGUAUGAUGCUCCUUUCGUAGACGCACAUACAUCAACAACCAGACACCAAACUUUUUCGACUGUUCCUCCGAACACCGUUUCCGGCGGUAUGAUGUGGCCUUUGGGUCGUCUGGGUCACUCGAUGACGCUCGACGGCGAUGAGGUCAUAGUGUUUGGCGGUAGCACGGGUCGAGAUCUGUUGCGAUCAGGGAACGACUGUUUCGGCCACGAGCUGUGGAUCUUCUGCCUGUCAACCAUGAAGUGGCGUUGCAUGUCUUCGCCUGCGCUUACAAACGGCACAGCUUUGAGGCAGCGGAGGCUAGAGGCGCAGAAAGCCUUUUUACAAGUGUCCUCCUCGUCUUCAUCGACUACUGGUCGUGGUCGUGCUAAACUAGAUCAUGUUAUAGGAGGUGAUCCUGCGACAGCGAGGGAUGAAGAUCUUCUCAGCGAGCCUCCAGAGGAGAGAUCAACAUCCAGAACACGAGCUGGUGACUCGACCACCUCUUCUGCCUCGGGAACAACUGGAACAGGUGGAACCGGAACCAUGCCUAGAGGACCAUCAGCAACCAGAAUAGAAUUAAGGCUCCCUCAAGAAUUUUGAUUGGUCACCUCGCUCCAUAAUUUAGGUUACUAGAGAGUCACUGAAAUCGAAGAGGGCCCCCUUGAGAGAACAGGGGAAAAGUGAGAGAAAACAAGUAGAGAAAUGUGGGGUCCCUCCCGUUCAGAGUCAGUGACCAGUGACUGCUGAUCUCUAAUAGAAGGCACAAAUGCGCUGGACACUUUUGGCGGUGGUACUCCGGUCUUAGGCAGAGCCCAUAUGGCUGCGAGGGUAGCGAAUACCAUUGUUUUCUUCGGUGGUGGCCGCCACGUUUCGCGGGAACUCGUAUGCUUCAACGUGCGAAAGCGAAAAUGGGUUGCGCCAGAAAUGCAAGUAAGGGACGAAACAGGAGCGUACCAUAACCCAGCUACAGAAGGCUAUCCAUUAAGGCUCAUCUGCAAUACUAGAUUAAAUCAUUUAUGUACUUAGUUACUUAACCUCCUCCCAUAGCAGGAAGUUAUUGAUUCCCCCUUAUUUUUGUCUUAGAGGAGGUGUGCUGCAAAUCUUGAUUGGCUUUCACCUUUUAGGUGAAGGUUUAGCUUUAGGUCCCGCGACGCUCAAAGCACUAAGUAAAACAACCGGCUCUUUUUCACCUCCACAAUCUUAGACUUAUCCCCUGCAACAAUAUAAAUGUUGAUUUUCAAUGAGUAUUUCUUGAACUUCUUCGAUCAUGCUUCUGGAUCUUACUCUUAACUUCAAUUAUUUAGAAGACAAAAAUUUUUCACGACUUGGCAAAUGACUGUGGAUCAUUGAGAUUAACACUCACUGUAGAUUAACGGCUGCAUGCUUCCUCAUCUUAUAUAGUCUUUCUCUUGGGAGCUCUAAUUCUUUAUCCGAGAGGCUGUCUGUCUGGGGCUGCAGCGGCAGUGUUGGAUACCGUCUUCGUAGUGGCUGGCUGGCAGAACAGUGGCAGUUGCAACAAUGUGAUCGCACUACGCUUUGAACCCUUUCAACCUUGAGAAUGCUGGAUAUUAAUAUUUGAUAUUUCUAUGAUGUUUCAUGUUAUCUAGACACGAGCACGACCGAUCUUCCAGGUUUCCCUAAUAGUAUUUUUAGCUUCUCGACGACUGAUGUUGAGUAUACUAGGUAGACGGAAAAAUGAGAUAGCUAAAGUUCGGAUUGGCUUGUUCGAAGAAUCAUACAUACGGUGUUUUUUUUGGUUAAGAUAGAGUCGUUCGUUCAUAGUUCGUUGUGAUUGUGCAGAAUUUCUUGACACGACGGUUUGAUUUGCGCGCAAGUUUACUAGUAAAUAUCCGCUCUGGUAGUUCGUUGUAUCUUUAGUUCCUUGGUUUUUAACUAAGUAGUUUUUUUGUGCUAUGACUUCGUUCCCUUCUCCUCAGAAAGCUAGUGAAAAGUAGGUUCAUUCUCGAUGAUUCAACAAUCCCCGUCGACGUCCUCGUCAGUGAAAAUAACAGCUCACUCAUGCCGACGAUAGUGUAAAAUCAAUAUCUAGAGCUGCACUUUACUGUCGCUGCAGGUUUUGACACCACCUAUAAUCAAAUAUAUAAAAGCCUUUCCUGAUUUUUUUCCUCGAUGAUGAAUGAAAUGGAAAUUCUUGUUACGACUCGUCGUUCCACAUAAGAGUGGUUGAUUCUCAUCGCAUGCUCGCAUGAACAGCGCGCAUCAAGAGAGAUGAGUCGUUUUAUGCGCAAGAAGAGAUGACAAAUAUUUAUACGUGAUGGAUUUUCAGCAAAAAGAAACACUCUAGAAAGGCUAGCAUCUAGAUCUUGAUGUGGAUGAUCACAACAACAACAUAUCCUUGAA